Vanessa tameamea is the source of this 2557-nucleotide messenger RNA. RefSeq lists its product as uncharacterized. Gene Ontology annotation, biological process: cilium assembly. The record is from RefSeq and is a predicted model, not a curated record. Lineage: Eukaryota; Metazoa; Arthropoda; Insecta; Lepidoptera; Nymphalidae. Bases 264 to 1838 code for a protein of 524 amino acids. The transcript has 6 exons. Gene Ontology annotation, cellular component: ciliary transition zone.
GAUGACGUCAACGUGACGUCAUUGGCGAUUGACAUUUGGCAUUUAAGUUGGUAUUUCGAAGUUCCUUUGUUUUUAAUAUGAGCAAAGUUGUGCAAGCACGUUAAAUAAUAGGAAAAGUGUGUUAAAACUACAAUAUAAACAUAAACAAACAUGAGAAACAUAUUAAGUUGUAACAUACUAUUUUAGUUUAAUAUAUUAGACUUCUUAAAAUAUCGCGGUUGAUUUAAAAUACUUAGGUGUGCGUGGGUGAGGAUAGUUUAAAUAUGAAGCCAGGUAAGAGCUUGGAAACUAAAGAGGAGAUAGUAGAAGUCCACACAGCAGCUCGGUCUCCAUCGCCGAGGCAGAAAGGCAGGGAACGCUCACGAAGUCGUUCGGAUUCACGUAAAUUAUCUAACGGUCAUGCUCAUCCAGAAACCCCCGAAAUAACAACUGAGGAACCACCAGAGAAGGCAAAAUCCAGAGAUAACUGGACGAAAUCAGAGCAGGAGUCACUCGACACAGAAUUACCGAUCCAUGAUCAAAUAAAAAUGGGUAUACUUGGUUUUGUUGAGAAGGAAAUCAAGAAGUCUGACAAGAAUCCAUCAUUUGUGUUUUAUUCUCAUGAUCCUAAUGGUUUAGAUGAGAAGUUCAUGAAGACACUGUCAAGACCAUCGAGCGGUCACAAAGAGAAACGGAGCCCUUCCUAUAGAAAAAAGAAACGACAUUCAUCAAAACACCGAGACAGAGAAUUGCAUGAUUUUGAAAUACCUGGUUCCAGUCUUAUAGCCUUAGAAAAGGUUGACGACUAUUUAAAAGAAUACAAUAAAGAAGAAGUGGUCACUCUCAGCGGUGAAUUGGAGAUUGAAGCUAAUGACGUUGAAAAUAAUAAUGGUAUGACAAAAGAGCUGCGGCACAAGCCAAGGAAGACCAGACGGAAAGUGAGAGAGGAACGUCAGGAUGCUAUCGCCAAUGGGAAGGACGUUAGUCCUAAGGUUUUUAAGACUGGUACCCGGGCAAAGACAAGUGCUAAAGCAACCCGACCCACAGAUCUGACUACUAUGUUGGAAAGCCUAGAAGCAAGUGUUCCAUAUCAUGACCAGUAUAUUGAUAAUCCAUUUUCAUCACCAUCACCACUUACUUCACCGAAUGAUGAAAGACUGGAUCCCUAUGGCCGUAGACCUGAAAAAAUAUACUUGCAAGGUGGUGGUACGUUUAGGGCAGUGUCUCGCGACAGAAUAUUAGAGUCACAACAAUCAAGGGAUGGAGAUAAAUAUUUAAGAUUAGGAGAUCUGACCCCAUUAGAUGUCGCCAUCACGGUCCAGAAAGCUUGGCGUAAUUGCGCACCAGCUUGUCACGGUAUACUUGGCGGGCUGUCCCUCAUGCAUCUCCUGCUUAUAAGCUACUCUGACAGCUUGGAUGCUGGACACUUGUCUUUCCAUGCUGUGGUCACAAUGCCCUAUGUAGCAUCUUACUAUUUAUUCUGUGUGCUGAGUUUGUUGUCUGUAUUGGACAGGUUGGACGUAACCAGCAUUGACCUGACCCGUGGUCUUCAACCGUGGUUCCAACCCAUCGUCCUUGUCAUCCUGUACACGGCGUGUCUGUUGGUUUGUACCGCUGCCAGGAUGUACGACGAGCUGAUGGUGUACCAGUAUGCACCGUUGGUGGCCAAUUUUACUGGCAAUGUCACCACUCCCACAAUACCAACUUUUUAUCAUACAUGGACGCACUUUUCAAUAUGGCGCGCAGUGUUGUCAAUACUAGGAUUGGUUUACUUCGUCAUAUCAAAUCCACAGGAUUUGGUGCACGUGAAUCUCAGUAAACUUCUACAAUUUAAACAUACAUUACAAAGUAUCGGAUGAUUGAUCUGUAUUUUAUUCAUACAAAGAAAGCAAUGUAUAAUAUUUGACAAAAUAAUAUUUACAUUAUGUAUAAAUAUGACUUAAUUAGUAAAGGUUAAUGGAAUGUAUAUAUUUUUGUUCAUUUGCAAUUUUAUGAUAGUGUACGAAUUUAAGUUUAUUAUGAAUAUAGAACGGAAUAUUUCAAACUUAAAUCGAAUGUAUUCAUUGAAAUAUUUUUUUAUACUGUAACAUUUCGCACUGUAAUCAGCUUUUCGUUUUCGUUCGUUUCGUAUGUCAGCCUUAUUAUUAAUUUGGAAAGAAAUACGUCAGACUCGACAAGAAUUGGAGAUAGAAGCUCAGCAGAUGGGUUAAGUAUCAAGUUGUACAGCACAUAAAUGUUACUUAAUAUAUUUUUAUAUUAUAAUUUAUAAUGAUAAUUGUUCUGUUUUAUGGGGUCCUGUGAAUCCUUAAAAGGCAAUGGUCAGAUGUUAUAAUGACUUCCAUUCGUACUCCUAAUAUGUAUGUCACAAUUUGUAUAAAUAUGUAUUCAUAAACAGUGUAUGUAAGGCCAACAUGAUUAUUUUGGCCAAUGGCCAAUUAAUGGUAAACAAAGCUAUUUUGACCAACAUUUUCAUUCACUAUACCUUAUUACUUACUGUUUAAAAACUUAAAAGGGCCAUAACGUGGUAAUACAGAAUUUAAAUCUAAACCUUAUGUAAUACAUGAUAAAGAUUACUUUA